AUGAUUAUUUUAUUAUUACUUAAUUCUGUAAUUGCAAACACACCAGAAGUCAAAUUAAACGUAGAGAAAAGUUAAUCUACAUCUUUCCUAGCUAUUGUUGAUUAAAUUAAAAUUUUAUAUGAUGAUCCAUCAUGCUUUUAAAUUGUAUUAUGGAAAAGAAGUGAUUCUGAUUUUCAUAAAUAUUAAUUUACAGAAUAGGAUUAUGAUACAUUAGUAUAGGAGGAGCAUAAAUUAUAAGGAACAUCAGGAUGUACUCCUAUUCAAAAAUCCUUUUAAAUUGUAUAAUAUUUGAGAAUGGGAUUACCAAGCAAUAAAUAAGUUUUUUAUACGGAUUUGAUUGUUUUAUAAAAUAGAGCUUUAAUAAUUAGAAAUGACUUUACCUUACAAGAAGUUAAUAUUGCUUAAUAGUAAUUCACUAAAACAUUAACUCAAUAAAAAUUGAAGAUUCCUAACACUGAAACAUCUCAUCCAAUAUUCUUAUGGAAUAGUAUUAAUAAAAGAGUCUAUAUUAUAUCAGAAAAUGGAGGUAUCAGCAUACCUGAUUGGAUGUAUAAAUAAAUAUUAAUAAUUUGUUAGAUCAAUUGGAGAGAAUACUUUUUUUAUGAAUCCAGAACCAUUUUAAAUAAGAAAAAUAGUUUAUGAUGCUUUUCUAUAAAAUAACAGAAUCUAUGUAGCUUGUGGUAAAGAGGGAGUUGAUGUAUAUAAUUACUAAGAUGGUCAAUUGAGACUUAAUUAAAAUAUAGAUAAAAUUAAUGAUAAAAAAUUGAAUGCUAUGGAUAUAAGUGGCGAUGAUUUGAGUAAAAAUUUAUUUAAUAUUUAAUAGAUCUUUACAUUCUUGAUUAUUAUUAUGGUUUAUUAGUUUGCGAUUAUGAUUUUAAUAUCAAAUUUAGAGUUUCAAUCUAAAGGGGAAGUGAUUUUAGCCAUUUCAAAAACACCUUUUUUGUUAUUGCUGAAUCAUAAAAAAGAUAAGAUUAUGCAAUAGAAAUCUUUUUAAAUUUCACAGAUAACUCUUAUUUCAUAAACCAUUAUUACAUUGAUGAGAUGAAAUUUUAUGAUGUUAAAGUUUAUGAAAAAUAUGCUGUUUUAAUAGGAUAUGAUGCACAUAAAGUAAUUUAGCAUUCAAUCUACUCAGAAUUUAUUAAAUUUUCAAGUAACAAUUUUUUUGAAUUUCCUUAAAUGUUAUCACUUAAAUAAUGGAAUGAUUCAAUUAUAGGAUUGUCUAAAAGAGAACUAAGAUUGCUCCAAAUAAACUAAUUAUCUGCUCAUAUUGAAUGUGAAUCAAAAGAACAAUUUUAGUAAUUUUAUUUAGUAGCAUAAUACUUUUUGAAUUCCUCAUCUCCUUUCAUAGCAACAAGAAUUUAAUAAGUUUUUGAAAUUGACAUUUAAGAUACUAAAAUUUUAUCUAAAAAUAAUUUAAUUUUAUUUGCGAUUGCUCUUCUAAUAAUGUUUAUGAUAUUCGGCCUUUUGGUGAUUGGUAUAAUAUGCUUCAAAAAAUUCAGAGAUCGAAUUUUUAAAUUAGAAGAAGAUAAAACCUCAUUAACUAGAUAAGCAGAAAUAGACAAAGAUGAUGGUCCAGGACAAGAGCUUGCUGGUAUUUGAAUUGUUGUAUGUGAACUUAUUAAUUAAAAUAUUU
Paramecium sonneborni is the source of this 1633-nucleotide messenger RNA. The record is from the annotation of a GenBank genome assembly. Lineage: Eukaryota; Ciliophora; Oligohymenophorea; Peniculida; Parameciidae.